Molecule: messenger RNA, 2926 nt
Organism: Gigantopelta aegis
Lineage: Eukaryota; Metazoa; Mollusca; Gastropoda; Neomphalida; Peltospiridae
Product: IQ motif and ankyrin repeat domain-containing protein 1-like
Exons: 7
Coding region: 48-983 (311 amino acids)
Biological process (GO): regulation of barbed-end actin filament capping
Cellular component (GO): cytoplasm; nucleus
Molecular function (GO): protein binding
Source: RefSeq, a predicted model, not a curated record
UCUUGUCUAAUUAAACUCAUAAUUGUAGCUUGUAUUGAAUGUAAACCAUGCCUCCGAAGAAGCCUGCACCAGCCAAAGCAAAACCUGCAGUAGGAAGAGGAGCUGGCCCAAAGAAAGCCACUCCUGUCGCAGCUGGCGGUAAGAAGCCAGCAGGCCCAGCUGCUAAAGGAAAAACACCGACACCUAAAGCUGUUGUGAAACCCAAAGAAAAGGUUUGGACAAAAGAAGAUGACGCUGCCCGGGUCAUCCAGACAAAAUUCAGACAGUUUUGUGCCAAGAGAAACCUGGAGAAGAAGAAAAAAGAAAAACAGGAUUAUGAUGAGCUCAUGGAGAAACUUGAACGAGAGGCCUAUGUACAAAUUGUGCGAAUGCAGCAAGAAGAAGCAGAACGUGAGUGGAAAAAAGAGGAAGAAGAACGGAAGAGAAAAGCUGAAGAGAGAAAGAGAAAGAAACGAUUGCUCGAAGCUGCAUUUGAUGGUGACAAUGAUGAGAUACUCUCAAUUCUGAAAGAGGUGUCAGACUUGGAUAACAAAAAUGGUGUAGGAAACGACAUCAUUGGUCAAGCCUUGAGAAACCGUCACCUCAUGGCCAUGAUAGACUGUGAAGAUGCCAAUGAAAACACUCCGCUUUCUGAAGCAGCAAGUGGGGGACACCCUGACACUAUUUUACUGCUACUGGAGAAAGGUGCCAAUCCAAACAGCCGAGGACAGUUUCAGAGAACUCCAUUAUACCGGGCAGCUUUUGCUGGACAUCUAGAAGCAUGCCAGCAUUUCUGUUCAUGUAAUUAUUUCAUGUUUCUGUGUAAUUACUAUUUCAGGUAUUUGUCACUGGUAAAGGAAUCUGAUGGUGAUGAGUAUGCAAAGACAAAAUUCAAUGAUUUCAGAGUUCAAAACUUCAAACUUUUCCUUGUCACCAAAGACCCUUUCCCCAAAGAGACACUUCUAGAACAAACCUAUCCAAUCAGAGUGCACAUACCAACGUGAGGCGUGAAAGGAUCACAGAGGAACCACAACGUGACAGAACCAUAACAUAGUGUCUGAAAUCCAGGAGGAAGAUAAACAUGAGGGAUUCAUUUAGUAAUGGCCUGUGUCUGGAUAUGAACAUGACAAGUGAACCAUUGAAACAUCUGUACUAGGGAUGUAACCAAAUUGUGUGUAGGGUUGAGCAUUUCAUACAUCUGUACCAGGAAUGUAAGCAAAUUGUGUGUAGGGUUGACAUUUCAAAUAUCUCUACCAGGAAUGUAAACAAAUUGUGUGUAGGGUUGAGCAUUUCAAACAUCUAUACCAAACAUCUAUACCAGGCAGGUAAGCGAAUUGUGUGUAGGGUUGAGCUUGAAGCUUAAUUAGAUACAAGUUGGAGAAGCUGCAGUGCCACGGUCUCCAUACAUCACUUGCUGAAUCUGGACUGACUACAAUCACCACACACUGUUAAAACGGUUAAUACUAAAACCUCUUCAAAACUUGACCCUCUGUAAACCACAAUUCCCUCAAAACCAGUUGUUUUUCAAUCCCUUGUUAAACAUCGGUACAGAACAUAAUCUCUAACUAGAAUGAAUGAAUGAUCGAUUAAUGACACCUCAGCACAAAAAUGCACAUUGGCUAUUGGGGGUCAAAAAACGUAAGUACAUGAAUAUAAAACUAAACUUGAUACCCCUAAAAAUCAGACUUUCUACUUGCUCCCAUGGGUGUCCAGUUUAGUGAGGUUUCACUGUUCUUGACAAUGUAUGUAUGGUCAUACAAUGAAAAGUGUUAAAAACUGACAGUGUACCAUCAUGACAGUCUUUGAUCCAAGCUUUGUAGACAGACAUUUUGUGUUCUAAGUUUCAAAGAAAGUAAUAUUCAAGAAGAAGCCUAGCACUGUAUUAAUUGAUGACUGUUUUGAGUUUAUAACAUGGAAAUGAAGCCACCUAUUCUAGAGUGAGAGGAGAAACCCACUACUGACAGAGACUUGCAGAUCAGCUGGUCGUCUUAACGCACGUUUUCAGACAUAGUUGUGUAGUUUACAUCUAGUUCCAGUUUGAAUACAUAACAUUGAACAUCAGGUUCUGUCAAAUAGCUAGUUUCAGGGGCUGAUCCAGGAAAUAUUUGGUGGGGGGACUAAUGGAGAAAAGGGCAUCCCAGUGGGGGGGGGGGGGAGACAAAAAAGGACAUUUGAAUAUUAAGAGGGCAGGACCACUUUUGGAUCCACCUCAGAAUUUUACUUAAUAUAUAGUUGAGUAUUGUAAUUUCGAGACCCUAAAGUUUGACUUGAUCAGAAGGACCAUAAUUUGAAACUGACAAUACAAAUGUCACUUAGCUGUAGAUAAAUAUGAUAAUAGUAAUAUCAAAUGAAAAUAAAGUCUACUGGAACACUGCUGAUAUUAUAAACACUGUUCCAAACACAUGCCUCCUAAGACAAAUGGAGUCCGGUUAGAGUAUUGUAUAGUAGAGAGUAAACACAGUGUUACAUUCUAUGAUGUCGCAUUCAGUUGAGGUCACUUAAAAAAAUGUUUUGUUUCUGGAGCAUUUUAUUACAUUUCUUUUGUAUUUUUAAAAAAACUCCUUUUUUAACCAACUGAUUAAAAGGACAGUAAAAUUCACAAAACAAUGAAUAAUGAAACAUCAUAAAAUUUUAAAUGCUGACAAUUGUGGAAUAGCUGAAAAUCAGUAUGGAACAUGUAAUUUACUGUUCAUUGUUUUGAUUACUGGACCUACAGUGAGGGCAAACGAAUUGAUCACCUCUCCUGAUCACUCUUUCUUUAGUUAAAAGUCAUGAAAAGCAGAAUUUCUGGCAUUAUAACCCACUCUUAGGCAAUCUGUCAGUGCUUUAUUUGAUGUUUAUUUGAUAAGACCCCCAACUCUGUUAGUAUCCAUUUAAUUACUUCAUCGUGGCCUUACAGAGUCCCUAUUUGUAUCGCAUUAUUUCUGUAAAACUUGUUCGUAACCUC